Molecule: messenger RNA, 4931 nt
Organism: Xyrichtys novacula (pearly razorfish)
Lineage: Eukaryota; Metazoa; Chordata; Actinopteri; Labriformes; Labridae
Source: the annotation of a GenBank genome assembly
GUCUGAAAAGUCUGGACACGCCCCUGUGAGGGCAGCUGUCAUGGUUUAGCAAACUAGUGUGUUUUCUUAGUAAGAGUCAGACAAGAAGAGGUUGUCAUGAGCCUUUUUAUAUAGGCAUGUUAUUUGAAACUCUCAUUACACAACAGCUAUUAAUGCCUCAGGGACAUUUUCCUGAACGCUUCAGCCGAGAAACGAAAGUGAAAGACGACUUAGAGAGCCUGUGUGAAGACGGUAGGGGAUUUCAUUUGGGUUUCUGAGGAGAAAUACCGUAAAAAAAGUGAAUUUAAUGAAGCCAUUAGGCAUUUAUUAACGGGAUACAUCGCGUUUUUGCUCUCUGAACGUCUGUUUAAUGUCUCAUUUUGACAUUUACAGCUUUUCGUCAUAACAUGGUAAGUAGUCGAACCUCCAUCAAGUCUGACUUGAGACUGAAAACUUUAAUUUCACAGUUUUGAUUUUUCUGUUUUGUGUGUUUGUUUUUGUAGGAUCCUGAAGAGUUUGCUUUCUUAGCGCGAGGUAUUCAAGGUCUGUAUCCAGGCUGUUCCUAAUUUAGCUUGUUUACAUAUCUCAACUUUUUGGGCUGUGUCUUACAAGGAACGACCCAGAGUAAGAUUUCUCUUCAAUCAGUAUUAGGUCAAACGUGUUUAGCUGAGUAGAUUUAUCACUUGAAAUAAGGGAGAAACUUUCUGUGACAUAAAAGUGGUGGGACAUCAUAUUGUUGAUAACAUAAAAUUAAACAUUGGCUGCAAAUACCCACUCAUAUUCAGUUCUUAUAAAUACUUUCUUAAAAAGACUAAGUACAGGAAGUGUGUCUUGAGCCUUUAAUUAAAGCUCCUGUCAGGAGUUUUAUCUGGUUAUUAAACACACUGAUAUAAAGACUGUUACAUAUUAGUGUUGUGUCGCAGUGACUAUUAGCUACAAGACUGGUUAUUCCCUCUGCUGCAGGGUGAGUGUGUCAGAUUGGGUGAUUAACACAAACCAUAGAUUGUAUAUACAAUGGACGCCGUCUGCCUCCUCACUGGGUGAAGCCACUCUAAGAACAGCACCCUCUGUUGACGGGCUGCAGUAUUGGUCAUAAAUCCCGAGAGCUUUUUGGCUUCAAAUCCUUAUACUGGCGGGAGGUGGAACCAAGUUGUCCAUAGUAUAUACAGUCUAUGCAUAAAACUAAUUAACAUAAAAAGUAUAAAUUGAAAGUGUCGUGCGAAGAAAAGACUCAACUGAAGUCAUAUUUGUACAUCAGCAGAGUUAAACAACAUCCUCAGUCACACCUGUCCUUGUAUUGACGAUACUGUCGUCUGGGGUCAGACUUGAAUGUGGGUAAACCUCUGUCAGAUCAUGGCUCAUGUUGAAAAAUUUCUCUCUCUCAUUUUGUCUAUUUGUCAGCCAAUAAUAAAUACUAUGAGUGGCAGCUUUUAGUUGGUCACCAGUGGCAGCGAGUUGACAACGACCACAUAAUUGAGACCCACUACUGCCACCCUGGAGCCAAAGGAAUCCACAUCAACACCAGGAAUGGGUUAGUGAUCACAUUUAUUCCUCGUCUGUAUUUUCUGGCCAGUAUUUAAUUUUUUUUCUUUUUGUGGUUGUUGGUUUAGAUUCUUUAAAGAAAAGCAAUUAAUACAAAGAGGUUUGAUGCUUAUGAUGUGUCAAAGUAACUUGUGUGGCUCCACAGGAAAGUGUUCAUCGACUUUGAUGAGUUUCAGACUCUGAACGCGGCUCUGAAGGUGCAGCGGCUGACCUUCCUCUCUCAGGGUCAGACCGAGGAGGUAGGCUGGUACUUCAGGGACGACCAGCUGUGGCGGGAAUACGGAUCUCAGGUGAGGUGAAUCUCGAGCGUAAACUACAGUCAAGUAUGGGAGUUUUCAGAGGCUGAAGUUUCUCUCCUCUUCCUCUGCAGAGCUCCGGCAUGGUGGUGUCCUCGAUAAGCAGCAGUGAUGUUGAGCGUCAGUUUACUCUGAACCGCCGGGGAACCUUCAGCUUCACUGUGGGAUCCACAAGUUACACACUCGACUUCUCCUGUACGGGACACUUGUUAAAGCUUGUUCAUUUCUAUUAACAUCUUUGUGUACCUCAGCUAAACUUAUUGUAUUUUUCUUUGUAGCCAUGACUCAAACAAACGGCACCACAGGCAUGUGCAGGAAUAUUCGCAGACGGCCAAAAUUCAACACAAAAAGGUGAAACUGUCUUUAGAAAAAUCUCUUUUUUCCUGAAUUAUUGGAAGUUUAAAUCUGUUCUGAUUUGAACCUUUCAUUACUGUUCACAAAGGAUUCAAUAAAAUGAGAAUGACAUGUUUUUCUACCAUUGUUCUGCAGCCUGAGCUCAACCUCUGCUGCUUCCUCCAAUAUAACCCCCCCGAACAGAGGUUACAAAUGGGAGGUCAUGAUAAAAGAAGGGGUAUGGUCAGAAUAUGAAGCACAUGUAAGUCAUUCAUCCAAUUAUUUUCACUAGCUUUAGCAGCAGCAUUAAAGGAAACCUACAAACAUGUAAUGUCUGGGAACAAUUUGUGUCCCUUUUUGAAACAACUUGUGGUUUUUGUGUUUGUGUUAAGAUUUGUGCGUUUGACAGCGCCGACAUCGAGGCACACUACACGAUGAAUCCACAGGCCCCGCUACAAUUCAGGAUCAAUGGAUACUCCUACACCCUGGAUUUUCAGAGUAAUACACCGCUGAUCUAAAGCUUUUAGAAAAGAUAGUUAACUUAAUGUUUUGAAAUCCUUUAAGGAGUUUAAAUGACCUGUUUGUUUACUGGUUGAUUAUGUAGGUAUGUGUCAAGUUAACGAAGAGACUGGGACUAGAAGAGCAGUGAGGAGGGUCAUCUGUGACGGGAGUCAACCAAACAACAGGUCAGGAGAAAUGUUUUGAUACAUGACCCUGACUGUAAACCACACUACCUUCAUUUUAAAAGCUCUUAGAGAAAAUUAAACUCUCGUCUAAAAAGCACAGACUUUAACCUCUUUAAUUUAAAUUAUUUGAUUGUACAUGCCUGAACUAAUGAAUUUUUAAAGAAAUGAAUACCUCUUUUUCAGUUCAAGCUCUUCACCACAAUGGCAGUUUCUGGAUGGAACAUGGCAAAAUUACAAGAAAGUAAGAAGCAACUUUUUUCUUUUUAAACUGUUUGAUAUUUUUAUCACUGAGUUUAAAGAGAUACUGAGUCUGUGCAAGACUGUGUAAAUUAGGUAGCACAGUACAAGAGUCUGAACAACCUCUACAUUGGUUCAAAUGAUUGAUGCUGAUCAUUUUGGUCACAAUGGUAAUCUUCUAAUCGGCAUGUUAGCAUGGUAACAUUUGCUCUGCACAGAUCCAGCUUAUUGCCUCAUGUCUCAAGAGUUUAUGUCCUCUGUUUUCCCCAAAAUAAUAUGUAUAUCAUUAUCUAAAAUUAAAUUAACACCUGCACAUUUCAAGGUGUUGGUUUUAUAAUGUUGAUGUUUCAUAUUUUGAGGGUAUUGAGUGUGUAUCUUAAGAUAGGACCGUGGUGGCAGCAAUGUCCCUGCCAAAAAAUAAAUGUGUUUUAUAUGAAAGUAACAUUUUUAUUUAGUUUGAGUUGUUUCUCUCUGCAAUUUAGGGACGUCGCCAGAGCAGUGUUUCCAGUCAGGAUAUCGAGCUUCAGUUCCAACAAAACCCAACAGGCAUCAUGUUGUUCAACACCAAAAGAUUUAACUAUGAGCUGGACUUUUCAGGUGAGCUAAGCUAUCCUCUUUCCUUUUUCAAAAUGUGUUAAUCUUACAGUCAUGAUGAAGUCUCUGAUGUACUUGAUUUCUGUCUUUUACAGCCAUGACUCAGAGAAACCUGUCCACAAACACCACCAGACAAGUGCGAAGACUUAACCCGUGACUGUCAAUAAAGAAGGAUUCAUUGGUCAAGGGUUAAAUCUAGUGAUGUUAUUCACAAGCUGCCUAACUGACUGGACAGUGUAACUCUUUGACAUGGAACAUUUUGUAGGAGGUUAGAGAGAUGCUUUACUGUACUUCAGCAAGAGGAACAAUAAUUAUGAUGCACUUUGUCCUUCUUCAUGAAGUUAUUAUUAGUUUACCAAACGUUUGAAGUGCUCAGCUUUUUUAGAUCAUGUUUACCUGUGUGGCCACUCAGGGUUUGGGUUAAUGGCUUGCUGUAGGUGGCAUGUUGAGGACAUGGUAGAGUUUAGUUGAUGAAUUUUGUUUACAUGAUUGCUUACAUGUGCCUUUUUAAAAAAGCCCGUUUAGACUAAGUAGCAGCUUCCAGUUUUGUGUUGCCUUUUUUUUUUUUGUCCUUUUGAUUAACAUUUCUUACAUCUCUUCUGAGAAAAAAGCUGAAGCGGUUUGAAUUGUGGGGGAAUCAAGAGUUCAGAGAAAGAAGGUCUAAAUUUGGAGGUAGGACCCAGAAUGUUGAAAUUAAAGUCAGAAUUAUAAGAUUGAAUUUAUGAGGUAAUAAGCUGUCAAUUUUUGAGAGAAAAAGUUAGAAAUCAGAGAAAAGGGUCAGAGUUCUGAGUUCAAAAUCAGAUGUUUGACUUUUUUUUUCCAAAGAAUUUGGAUUGGGGUUAAUAGGAUUUGAGAGCCACUGAAAAGAUCUUUAAGAAGUGACCUGCUUUGUUUCAAAUUUUAACAUACUUGUAAUUGCUACACUUCCUGUGUAGCAUUGAAUGCAACACAGCAAGAGAAUCCUUGAAAAGGACAGAGGAAACUCUUAGUACAUAUUGGUAUGAUUAACCUGUUUUAAGGAUAUUUACCAAAAGAACACAGCGCCUCCACUGUUUUUACCCUUAUAACAUCAGUUGAGUAUUUCAUCUCUUCUGCCAUUUUCUGCACAUAUUCAUCUUUCAUUGACUGCCUUUUGAACCUCAAAGAAAAAACAGAUUAACUUGAAUUUUCAUUGAAUGCUGCCUUUUGAUUCAUGAAAACUGCUAUGUAAUCUGUUCACUUUGAUACUGAUUAAACAUUAAACCAGCAGACAGAACUGAACAAA